AUGACUUUGACUUGCAUCCUUGCGGCAUGGCUGAUGCAGGUGUUUGCAGACGGAGCGAGCGACACAUCCAGCCGGACGCAUCUCAAUUGUUGUGCUAGCUGCACGGAUUUUUGCUCUCCUGCCAGUGGCAAUUGCUAUGAGAAGAAGGGUAAGGACUACUACCUGGAGUGCAGCACAAGGAGUGGAGAUGAGGCGUGCCCGUCCGGCUAUGGGAAGCCCGUGAAGGGCAGUCCUUGCAUGAUUUGCCCUGAGGGCACUUGGAGUUCAGAGGGCAUGGAGCUUUGCCAGAGAUGCUCAGCUGGAAGCUGGAGUGACCAACGGGGACGAAGCAGCAAAGAGAACUGCAUUCAGUGCCCUGUGGGAACUUGGAGCAGCCAAGAGGGUGCCAUCUCCCCUGAGGCCUGCCAAAAGUGCCCAGCGGGCCAUUGGAGCAACAGGACCGGCUUGGGUGCCAUCGGCGAUUGCCAGGUCUGCCCAGCAGGCACCUGGAGCUCGGACGCGGGCGCGACCAGCGCGAAGACUUGCGUGAAAUGCGGCAAGGGCAAAUGGAGCCCACAAACCGCGGCCGUGUCGGAGGAGGCCUGCGUGAGCUGCCAUCCAGGCCGGUACAAUGCCCAGGAGGGUGCCAGCUCUCAUCUCAGUUGCCUGCCCUGCCGUGCUGGCACCUACAGCAGCGCGUCAGCUGCCACGGGCCCUGAGGCCUGUGUGGCUUGCGCCGUGGGCAGCUUCAGCCCGGGCUUCGGGGCCGUUUCGAACAAGACCUGCUCAAGGUGUCCCCCCGGGACUUGGAGCGACACCAUGGCCGCAAACAGCCAGAGCAGCUGCCGGGCCUGCCCGACUGGCACCUACAGUCAUGCCAAAGGGGCGACCAGUGCGGAGACCUGCUGGGCGUGUCCCAAGGGCACCUACCAACCAAUCCGCGCCGCGGGCGAGGAGGCCCUAUGCAUCCCCUGUGCGGUGGGGAACUACAGCGACCAGCUGGGGCAAGCGAGCUGCCGGUUUUGCCCCAAAGGUUUCUACGGCGACGGCUUUGGGUUGACGGCCUGCCACUCUUGCCCCGAAGGCUCCUCCACCGCGCAGGUCGGCGCCAUCCGCGCGGAGCUGUGUCAGCCGAGCUCCAAUGACACCGGCCAUGCCCAGCUCCGCCUGGCGCCAGCGCUCGCGUCGCGGCUCGCGGCGCCGCUUCCCGCCGCGCCCGCCCGGGCGCCCGCCUCGUCCCGAGGUGCUUUGGGUGGAGUGGCACCGGCAGGCAGCGCCUUGGCAGCUGCGACUGCGGCACUGGGCGCUGCGACCUUGGCGGCGAAGGCGCGAUUUUCGCGAAAAACACGCGUACGAGCGCGAGUGGCGGUCGGCGCCGCUGGAUGCAAGCGCAUCUUGGUCAUGGGGGGCACCCGCUUCAUCGGCUGCUAUUUGGUCGCCAAGCUUCGGGCACUGGGCCACCAAGUGGUCGUGUGCAACCGUGGCAAGACCAAUGGCGGACUUCCUGAGCGCCUUCCAGGCAUUAGCGACGCGGAGUACCAGCAGAUGUUGGAGGGGGUCACCGUGCUCCGCGCGGAUCGGAAGCAGCCGGAGGAGUUGAAGCGUGCCAUCUCGGCAGCCGGUAAGUUCGACGUGGUCUUCGACAACAACGUCCGAAAGCUCGAAGAGAUUCAACCGGUCGUCCGGGGCGUCAAGGCCAAGGGCGGCUGCCAGCAGUUCAUCAUGAUGAGCAGCGCCGGGGUCUACGGCCCCACCGACGUGUUGCCGCUGAGCGAGGCCACCCCCGGCGACCCCAAGUCCCGCCACAAGGACAAGUUGGCAUGCGAGAAGUUCCUCCAAUCGGAAGGCUUGAACUGGACCUCGAUUCGCCCUGUGUACAUCUAUGGGCCACUCAACUACAAUCCUGUGGAGCGCUACUUCUUUGACCGCGUGACGCGGGGGCGACCCGUGUGCGUGCCCUAUGGUGGGAAGUACAUCACACAAUUGGGACACUGCGAAGACUUGGCGGAUUUCAUGGUGAAGUGCGUGGGGAACGGCGCCGUGAACGGGCAAGUCUACAACGUGUCCAGUCAGGAGUAUGUGACCUUCGAUGGCAUGGCCAAGGUGUGCGCGGAGGCUGCUGGAAUCACGGACCCAAAGAUCGUGCACUACGACCCGAAGAGCAUUGAGGUGCCGGAAGGCUAUCCGAAGGCCUUCCCCUUCCGCGGCAUGCACUUCUUCGCCUCGAUCGAAAAGGCAAAGCGCCACAUUCCAAGCUGGAAGCCGAAGUAUAAUAUGCUGAAUGGCCUCCGAAGCUCAUAUGAGCAAGAUUACUUGGCGCGGGGGUUCCACAAGAAGGACCCUGACUUCCGCACAGAUGACCUGAUCCUGCAGAAGAUGGGCGUGUCUGUGGGAUCAUCGAAGUCAAGUGCCUCUGGUGCUGUGAGGCAUAACUCGGGGUUCAGCUAUUCCUACAAUCGAGAUGCCUUUGCAGAUUUGGAGUUUGGGAAUGACGUGGGCUACCUGCCCGACGGAACUCCGAUGCACUCGGCGGGCAACGCCAUGAACCACCCCGAGACCAUUGGACCCGAUCCGCAUAGCCCGGGGGCACCGCUGCCCAGAGCGAACUUUGUGAAUGACGUGGGCUACUUGCCAGAUGGGACGCCCCUCAACAAGGCGGGCAACGCGAUCAACCAUCCCGAGAACAUCCCGCCCGACCCACAUGCGCCGGGAAGUGCGCUACCGGAGUCGGCGUACGCAGCAGAGGUGGGCUACUUCGUAGAUGGCACCCCAAUCGACAACGCGGGGAACAACGCUGUCCGAUAG
This is a messenger RNA of Durusdinium trenchii, 2784 nucleotides long. Lineage: Eukaryota; Dinophyceae; Suessiales; Symbiodiniaceae. The record is from the annotation of a GenBank genome assembly.